Messenger RNA from Funneliformis mosseae, 307 nucleotides. The record is from the annotation of a GenBank genome assembly. Lineage: Eukaryota; Fungi; Glomeromycota; Glomeromycetes; Glomerales; Glomeraceae.
AAGAAAGAUUGGAAAGCGAGAAGAAGAAACAAAAGCAAAUAUUAAAAAUUUGGAAGAAAAAGUUAGACAACGAGAAGAAGAAACCAAAACCAAUUUUUAUAAUUUAGAAGAAAGGGUUAGAGAACGAGAAGAAGAAAUCAAAGCCAAUAUUAAUAAUUUAGAAAAAUGGACUAGAGAACGAGAAGAAACCAAAGCCAAUAUUAAUAAUUUAGAAGAAAAGCUUUCUUCAGAAUCAGUAGAGAAGCUUGUGUUAGUUCACCAGAUGUCCUCAGACACUGGUAACUCUUCGGAGAUGAAUACAGCGUGA